Molecule: messenger RNA, 917 nt
Organism: Dothidotthia symphoricarpi CBS 119687
Lineage: Eukaryota; Fungi; Ascomycota; Dothideomycetes; Pleosporales; Dothidotthiaceae
Exons: 1
Coding region: 138-788 (216 amino acids)
Source: RefSeq, a predicted model, not a curated record
CAAGGAGUUUGGCGUACUGUACUUACUGUACUUGGUUGGAUAUCUUGAGCACUGGCGUCAAGAGUGCGUAGGUUUGGUUAGUUUUCCGUCUUUGAUACGAUUAGGCUCGAUGAGAUUACAGAUAUGCCGUUGCGACGAUGAAUCUAUAUCUUUUUCCAAUCACAACAACACAUAUGUCGAUGUCUUCCAUUCCUCGUGAUCCAGCGCAUUCGGCCGUCCUGGAGCCUCACAUAACAGUAACAAACGACAGCGCCGUGGCCUGCAUUUCAUUCCAUUCCCUGUCCACCCACAGCCCCCCUCAGUGCCACACCACAUCCCACGAUCAAACAAACGUCACUACACUCCCAUCCCAUCCCAACACCACGCACUCCCCUUCCGACCCAACCGGUGAACCCCCACAGUGGAGACACCGGGGAGCACGGAAGUCUCUUUCUAGCGCCGUGACGUCGUCCGCCGUGAGUGGGUCUCUCGAACGCCGAACGCAACACAUGUGGAUCUGCACCCGUCAUGGGCGGCGGCAUUCACCGGACCCACAGAAAUGCGAUGUCUGGCAGGGAUUGUUACUUUGGCUUUGGGGAUGCGGCUCCUCGCUGGGAUGGCGAGUCAGGUUUACCUAUCUGGGUGAGUGGGCGGACGGUGGGGUUGGAGUGUUGGGCAAAGUGUUGACGUCGUGUGAUGGGUUGUGUUUUGUGGGUUUGGAGGGGAUGGCUGGUUUUUUUGGUUGUGCGAAGGUGUUGGGUCUUUGGCUUUUGUUGGUUGAGGACUUGCUGUUUGGCUUUGAAGUCUAAGUAUGAAUUGACAAAACUGCAGAAACAGUGUCUGUUGGAUAUUCGUGGUUGGUAGUUGCAUGUGUACGAGUUCUUGCUUGGGCUUUUGAACGCUGUUUUUGCGAAAUAACAAACCCUGUUCUUGCUGGG